Paramecium pentaurelia is the source of this 441-nucleotide messenger RNA. The record is from the annotation of a GenBank genome assembly. Lineage: Eukaryota; Ciliophora; Oligohymenophorea; Peniculida; Parameciidae.
AUGGAGGUAUAGGUUUAGGUACUUUAUUAUUUGAAAGAUUGUCGGAGGAUUAUUCAAAAUAAAUUAGAAUGGGAAUCAAUAUAUACACAUCUCCUAUAAAUGGAAAUGUUUUACUUGAACAUUAUAAUUCUAUUUUGGCACUUAAUAUUUACAAGAGUUUGCAGAUGUAUGCAUUCUUUAGUUAAUCAAACCAUUUAUGAAAUUUGUAAUAAAACUAUUAAUAUAAAAUUUCCUAAUUAGACCAUUUAAAUAAAUUUACAGCAUAAGUAUACUUGUCACAAACUGCUGCUUUAAGAUUUGAUCGAUAUCUAUAUUUAGAUAUCACAGAAUUUUCAACUAAUAUAGUUCUUCAUCCUCUACUUCUUCAUUUUAUAUUAUAUUUUUUUACUCUCCUAUUUUAUCAAGUUGGAAAAAUUGUUUUUAAUAACCAAAAACUAAUGA